AUGGACGGUGCCAGUGUUCUUGCAAAAUGCCUCAAAGAACAGGGCGUGGAAUAUAUGUUCGGCGUGGUAGGUUUUCCUAUCAUCGAGGUUGGAGUGGCUGCUCAAGCAUUCGAUAUCAAAUACGUUGGAUGCAUAAAUGAGCAGGCGGCUUGCUAUGCAGCUCAGGCCAUGGGCUACCUGACGAGGAAACCUGCCGUGUGCUUGGUAGUGUCUGGCCCAGGCCUGCUGCAUGCCGUUGGUGGACUUGCCAAUGCUACUGUGAAUUGUUGGUUCGCGCCAACUGAGUGUGGUCCCCAGACAUUAGAGCGGUGUUACCGUCAUCUCUGUAUCAUUUGUGAGAAAAUCGUUUACACACUCCCAUGGCGAUUGAGCGAGCACCUUAUGGGAACUCUGCUGUCAUGGGUGUGG
Haemonchus placei is the source of this 408-nucleotide messenger RNA. NCBI's taxonomy places the organism in Eukaryota, Metazoa, Nematoda, Chromadorea, Rhabditida, Trichostrongylidae. The record is from the annotation of a GenBank genome assembly.